Messenger RNA from Mercurialis annua (annual mercury), 1782 nucleotides. Its product is annotated as transcription factor bHLH48-like. The transcript has 7 exons. Gene Ontology annotation, cellular component: nucleus. The record is from RefSeq and is a predicted model, not a curated record. Gene Ontology annotation, biological process: regulation of DNA-templated transcription. Bases 345 to 1457 code for a protein of 370 amino acids. Gene Ontology annotation, molecular function: DNA-binding transcription factor activity; protein dimerization activity. Lineage: Eukaryota; Viridiplantae; Streptophyta; Magnoliopsida; Malpighiales; Euphorbiaceae.
CUUAAAAACAAUUUUGCCAUUAAAUUGAACACAACAACAGCUACCUUCCCUUUCCCUCCCCACCACACACAAAUACAUAUAUACAAGCAAUUGCUUUCUCCAUACUCGAAAUGCCUCAUACUAGCUAACUCUCUUUUAUACACUCCAAACCAAACUUAAUCAACCAAAUCCUCAUUGCAACCAACCAACACCACCAACACCAACACAAACACCAGAACCAGAGCUUUCAACCUUUUUCAAAACCUCUGCUUACUCACUUCACCCAUUUUACUUCAAUCAUUGCCCACUUCAUAUCUCACCAUUUUAACAACUGGGUUCUACUCAAACUCUCAAAUUGAUCACUCAUGGAGCCACUCAUUGGACCUAGACUUAGAUCCAGUCCUACUGUACCCGUACCCGUUGAUAAUGCUCUUGAUUCUCUUCAACUCAGUGAAGACAUUCAUCACUUAAUCUCUGUGCCACCGGAAAAUGCAAGUUCCUUUACUGCCCUUCUCGAAUUACCUCGUAAUCAAGCUAUGGAGCUACUUCACUCGCCUGAUUUCUCUCUCAAAACCCGACCCGUUGUCAAUUCAAGCCCGAAUCAUAGCCCGCCUCAUUUCAAUGCUGCUAAUUUGACUUUUCCUACUAACACUGGCUUAAUAGAACGAGCAGCCAAAUUUUCUGUGUUUGCCGGCGAGAAUUUGAACAAUAGUAACUCGCCGGAGACAACAAGCUCAGUACCGUCAAAUUCAAGUGCGAAUCUCGAGAAAGCUGUGAAAAAUGAACCGGCAGAGGCGGAAUCAUAUCUUAAUCAAUCUCAUCCGUUAGUUUCUGAUCAUCCGACGAUGGAGAAUGGAGCACAGAGACCUGUCAAGAGGAAGGAAAGAGAAAAGAAGGGUAAAGGGUCAACAAAGAAAAGUAAAAAUAGCGAGAAUUGUGAAGAAGAUGGAGAAAAGCUUCCGUACGUUCAUGUUCGAGCACGUCGCGGUCAAGCCACUGAUAGCCAUAGCUUGGCAGAGAGAGCUAGGAGAGAGAAGAUUAAUGCAAGGAUGAAGCUACUUCAGGAACUGGUCCCAGGCUGCAAUAAGAUCUCUGGGACGGCUUUGGUGCUGGAUGAGAUCAUCAAUCAUGUACAAUCAUUACAACGGCAAGUGGAGUUCUUAUCGAUGAGACUUGCAGCAGUUAAUCCCAGAAUUGAUAUCAAUCUUGACAGUAUAUUGGCAGCAGAAAGUGGAUCUCUUAUGGACAGUAAUUUCUCCGGCAUGGUUAUGCCAUUAGCAUGGCCAGAAAUCCAAGUUAAUGAGAGCAGACAACAAUAUCAGCAACAGCAAUGGCACACCGACGCAGUUCAUCAGCCGGUUUGGGAAAGAGAAGAAAACAGUUAUAACUUCAUUACUCCAGAGAACUCUCUUUUGAGUUAUGAUUCCUCAGCAAAUUCAGCAUCUCUGCACUCAAGUCAAUUGAAAAUGGAGCUAUGAAGCAAGAAAUGGAGAAGCUGCAGCAAUAGCAUGUAUAUAGUCAAAUAUUUAGCAAGUAGAGGGGAGUCACUUCAUCAUUCAUAUCGGGUUGAAGACUCGAUCGUCGAAUUCUCUCAGCUAGAGAUGAGAAAAUUUCAUACAUGUUAUUCUUCUAUAAUUUACUACAUAUCAUUUAUAUAAUAUAUCUUAUAUACUAACUUUUGAGAGUCAGUUCAAUUGAUGUAGAUGAUUGAUUGAUUCAUAUUUGUAGAAGAAACCAACUAAGAAUGAUUUAUGAUCUUCCUUAACUAGCUACUAUAUAUGUUCUCAAGAGGCUCCUUGUAUA